GUGGAGCAUCAUGAAAUUUGUGCCUAUGACUAUGUUGAGGUGCGUGAUGGUCUCGAUGAGACAGCUCCUCUGAUAAAGCGUAUCUGUGGCUUCCAGAUGCCUACUCCGGUCGAGUCAACGAAGAAUACAAUGUAUGUGAAGUUCUUCUCAGACAGUUCUGUAGAAAAACAAGGCUUCACCGCCACAUUCCAAAAAGGCAAGUCAAUCCGUUUUGUCUCUAACAUGAUUUGA
Messenger RNA from Protopolystoma xenopodis, 231 nucleotides. The record is from the annotation of a GenBank genome assembly. NCBI's taxonomy places the organism in Eukaryota, Metazoa, Platyhelminthes, Monogenea, Polystomatidea, Polystomatidae.